Topomyia yanbarensis is the source of this 12693-nucleotide messenger RNA. RefSeq names its product fasciclin-1 (gene Fas1). Gene Ontology annotation, biological process: cell adhesion; extracellular matrix organization. Gene Ontology annotation, cellular component: extracellular matrix. The transcript is spliced from 15 exons. The record is from RefSeq and is a predicted model, not a curated record. The coding region runs from base 775 to 2967 and encodes 730 amino acids. Gene Ontology annotation, molecular function: cell adhesion molecule binding. NCBI's taxonomy places the organism in Eukaryota, Metazoa, Arthropoda, Insecta, Diptera, Culicidae.
GGCUUUUCAGUCUGUGGAUGACGUUCGUUCGGUUUAGAACUUGUUUGUUCUCGAAGUCAGUGAUCAUCGGUUUGCAAAGCGUGUAUGCGUUUCCCGCAGGAUAGUAGGUAUAGUAACUGUUGUGUGUAGGCGGUUGGGUUGUUAGCUGCCGUCGUCAGGUCAGUUUGUUUGAUCAACAUUAUUUGGGGGUGCGCAAUUUUUGCCGGUCCGUCAGCCGUCCGUCGAGUAUUGGCGCGUUGCAGGUGGUUGGGUGUUGCGUCGCGAAGUGGUUGAAGUGCAUUUGUUGUGUCCAUCAAUCUGGAUCUGAAAAGGGGGCCGCGAUCGGUGGUGUGUGACGAGCAGAACGGAACGCAAGCCAUUUUUGUGUUGUGUUCCUACUGACGACGACGACGACCGCCCGGCCUUUGUGCAUUGUGUUUGGGCUCGGUGCUGUGUGACUAGAAGGAAGUUGAUUGAAUAAUUGCAUUUUUUUGUUUUUGUUUUCAUUUCGCUGGUGGAUUCGUGUGCGUUGCCAAUUCUGCAUCGACAGUGGGAAAGGUGAAUGAUUCAUCGUUUCCGAGUGAAACUAGCAUUCAACGAUCGGUGUUAGACACAGCCCAAGUGUGUGACUGUGGGAAAUAGUUGCAACAACAGAGAGAGAGGAUAACACAAAUAAUAUUCAAGAGUCAAGAAGUGAAGUGGUUUGCGUGAUCAGCGAAGAAGAAGUUUGAUCAUACAGGUGUGCUUUUUUUUGGUAGUGGUGGUGUUAAAGUGGCGAUCGGUGUAGCGAACACGAUGAUCGCGUUCAGAUGGGUUGGUGGUCGUGGUGGUGAUAUUGGUGGGGCUGGUGGUGGAGGAGGAGGGCCAAUUAUCACCACUACAGCGUUUCUGAUGAUGCUGAUGGUGGUAACCGUUGCGUCCAGAACACCGAUCUCGAUGACGUUGGAGGAGCACAUAAGUGAUGAUCCGGAUUUGUCACAGUUCUACGAUCUUAUCGAACGGAAUCCAAUCGCAUCGGCGGCGCUGAAGCUGCGAGCGUUGACCAUCUUUGCCCCGACCAAUCAGGCGUUCCAGCGAUAUCUCGGCAAUAAAACGGUUGUGCUGUAUCACAUCUCGACCGUCGCGACUCCCCUGGAGCAGCUCGGAACGAUGAUAACGUCCGACUACGAUGGAAACCCGCCGAUUUACGUGACCAGGCGGAGACACCUGAACGGCACCGAGGACAUCUACGUUAACAAUGCGAAAAUCAUCCGCAACCGGUCCAACGUACAGCUGACAAAUCAACACGGCAAGAAGCAGGUGCUGCACAUCAUCGAUGACGUACUAACACCACUGACAGUCAAUCCAUCAACCUCGUUCGAGCUGUACAAUCCGGAUGCAUUCCAGUUCAUCCAGCACGCCGAGAAUUUGGACAUCAAUCAACAUCGAAUUCGCUCUUUCCGCCAAAAGAUUGUGAUGGCACGGAAGGAGGACAUUUACAAAGCGGUCGGCGGUCACACUUUCCUGAUUCCAGUUGAGGAAGGUUUCAAGCCACCACCGCGGCCGGACAUGAUUGAUCGUAAAGUGAUUGACGGGCACGUGAUACCGAAUCAUGUCAUCUUCACGGCACCGGCGCCGCUGGAUGAUCCGAUGGAAACGCUGGCAUUCGAAGAUAAUCUCAAAGUGACGGUCACGUUCUUCAAGCAGGGCGAGGGCAAGAAUGCUAAAGUUUACGUCCGGUCAAACACGGUCAUCGGUGAUUCGCGGCAUGCAUCCGGUGCCGUAUUGGCUGAAAUCGUCAAAGCCAACAUACCCGUCCGCAACGGAGUGGUCCAUCUAAUCCACCGGCCGCUGAUGGUGGUUGACACCACUGUGCUACAAUUCCUAGAGCAUUUCAAAACCCACGACUUCUACAGUCACGAUUCGGAAGAAGAUGAUGAAUACUCGAUUUCGUCCAGAACGCCCAAAAAGGAAAAGGAAGACGGACCGCUGUUCAAGUUCUACGAGCUGAUCGCCGAUUUCGCGCCGGACUUUUUCAAAACCAUGGCCAGCCUGCAGCAGAUGACACUGUUCGCACCGAGCAACGAUGCGCUGAGCCAUCCGAUUGUGCACAAUUUCAUUAGUAAUUUAACCCAAAACAUUACUAGAGGUUUUGAUGGAAAUGAACAUUCUGCGGGGAAUCGCGAUAAGCUGCGGGAAAUCCUCAACCUUCAUCUCGUGCGCGACAGUAUCACCACAGACAAAAUCCGCAAGAACAACCAAAAUCAGAUCUACCAAAUCCCGACCGGGGCGGACAAAAAGUUCCUUUACUUUAACGUCAUCAACAACCGGUACGACCACAACCAAACGAUUACGGUGGAGGGCGGUGGCGUCAAUGCAACGAUUACCCUCAGCGACAUUGCCGCGACCAACGGCUAUCUGCACAUCAUCGACCGCGUGCUUGGCAUUCCUUACAUGACCGUCCAGGAGAAGAUUGAAACCGACCCGAUGCUGAACCUUACGUACCAGUUCGGACGUUUGAACCAGUUCAACGAGCAGCUUAACAAAACGACGAAACGCUUCACCUACUUCAUCCCUCGCAACAAGGCCUGGAUGCAAUGGUUCCAGGAGCACCAAGGAGCCAACCUGAACAGUUUCCUGACCGACAUUUAUCAGACUAGAUCCGUGCUGGAGCGCCAUCUGGUAGUAGCGGACCGAGUGUUUACCAUGACGGACCUGAAAAACUUGUCCAACGAUUCGCUCAUCCUGCCAACGGUUGGACCGCAUAACCUCCAGAUCCGAGUGAAGGAAGAGGACCGAAGAUUCUUCAUUCUGUGGAAAGAGACGGGCAAGUGGAUCCCAGUCUUCCGACCGGACGUCGAGUGUACGAACGGCAUCAUCCACGUGAUCGACAUCCCGCUAGUGCGGGACUACGACAUCACAACCAGCGGGAGCAGCAGAAGCAGCUUCGCAACCGUCGCACUGACGCUGGCCAACACGAUCCUGCUGGUGGUCCUGGCAUUCCUUUAAGAAUGUUUCAUGUCUGCCUCAUAGAUAGGAGCUUCGUUUACUACUAUAGAUAUUCGGAAGUCAAACGAAAACAACAACAACAACAACAACAUCAACAACAGAAAGGAGAAAUCCAGCGGCGUUGAGAGACAAUUCAUCCAUCCUAGACUCUGCCGUGGUUCUAUUAUAGGAAUUCGUUCAUUCAUUCAUUCUUGCAUGCUGAUAGAGAGACAAAAACUGUGAAGCGUGGAAAUAAGCAAAAAGACAACUAAGACUAAUAUUAGAUGAUGAUGAUGAUGAUGAAAAUGAUGAUGGAUUAUGUAUUAGCUAGUGACAUCUAUUGAAGGAAAUCCCUACCGUUCAGCAAACAUUUUCCAACACACACGACUGGCAUAGAAAGAGCUGCCCUAGAGAAGGGGGAAAGGAAAAUAUUUUCCUUACUUUUUCGUAGCAUUUUCACAACGGCAUAUGUCGCUAGCCACAAUACAGCCCUCAACUCGGAAUCGUCUGUAUAGAGUGGAUUAAAUCCAGCACUUUUGCUGGUCGUAUUUUCAUCCCAAGCAAACGCAUCAGUUUUCACUCACAGACACAAAUCUUUUAUUUCUUUGUAAUUAGGAAAAUGGUUGCUUUUUUUACGGCGUCUCCACGAAAACCAAAAAAUAGACACAGUAGGCUACUAAAGAAGAAAAACAGCAUGCACAUUAUUUUUUGCGCUUUUCCGCUCACGUUUUCUUUUCGGAUUCAACCACAAUGAGAACACGUAAAGACAAAAUACUGCCGUAUAUAUUAAAUCAGACGAUCGAAUAAAAGCAACAGGAUCUUAAACAGGUAAUUUUCACCGUAUAUAAAAUAGAAUUUAAGCAGAGUUUCAACUUGCAUUCAAACAUAUACAUACUGCGCCAAUAAGUAUUUCCGGUUCAAAUAGUUGCGUCGAGAGACAGCAAUCGGCUCGGAAUCGAAGACGGGGUUUGAUAGCAGUUCGAAUCGAUAGAAGCAGUCGUCAGUAAUUUUCAUUUCACAAAUGUCAUAAACACGUGCGUAAAUCAAAGCAAAAUCGAAGCAGCAAGUCCGAUGUGUAGCUAAAUGAAUGGAACUUUCGAGAACAUUUUGAUAUUAAUUCGAAGGAAUCGUAGUACCCUCUCUUAAUCAAUCUUAUUACUUAUUCUUUUCUGCAGCUUUAUUUUUUAUUUUAAAAAAAUAUGUAAGGCGGUAACAACCCACACGCGUAGAGAAGGGGGUUUUCCAAGAGAGUGUAAAAUCAAAGGCAAUUAUUAUUAUAAUUGCAGACUUGACUUUUCUUGUGACAACCGUUGCAUUGAGUGAUUUGUUGCAAGUGGAAUAACUUUUAUGUACUAUAUAUGAAGACACGGUACGGCGAAUCGAAACAUCAAAGAAACGUACCGGUUAUGUGUUGAUAGAGAUAAUUGAUGGAACAUGUCAGGAAGAUACAACAAAUGGUAAGACAAAAUUUCCUACUCGCUUUAAAACGUGAAAGUAAUUGUGAUUAACCAACUACCCUCAGCUAACUAGCAAUCGCUCAUCGGAUGCUGUCAUUUGCUUCUUCAUUUAAUGCGUUUAACACGACUCGAUGUGUAAGCUUAAUGGAGCUAGAUGUUUUCCUGAUGUUCUAGAUUCCUACUUUCAAUGAAUAAAUGUUGAAAACCCUAGAAUGGUUAACCAACAUUUUUUUAAACUAUAUUGCUAUUUAAUCGAUCGAAAUAAUUUUCACAUAGUGUCAUUUGAGUAAUUUGGAAGUUUUGUUUGUUUUUCCAAGGUGACUAUGAGGAUUAGCUAGCGUCCCAUCAUUCUUGUUUGCGGCAGAGAAUGAGAAAUAUGGAUUAACCCGUUUUGGACGCCAGCCUGUUAUUAGAUCUAAGCACAUCUGCCAGUGCCUGUAGAUGUUUUAUUUAAUAUUUCUAUAAUUUCAUAGACUUCUCGAAAAUUUCAACCAGAUUUUUUGUUCAAAGUUAAGUUUCACAAAAAGUUAAAUAUUUCUAGGUAGAACAGAAAUUUAAAUGUUGCCUCACUUAUUUAAAAGCUCAUUCAAAUAUUGCUUAUUUUACACGCGUGUAUGUUUUCAUACGUACAUGGUGAGGUAUGUGAGGAUUGGAACACAGCUAGAUGGACAAACUAGUGGUUUAGUUGGACCACCUCUUCUCCUUAUGCUGUGAGAUCACUGGAUGUAACUACUUCGGAGGAGCGUUGCGCUCAUGCAUUUACAUCUCUCAAUUCCUAGCUUUUGCUACCAGUUCACCGAUUUCCCUCCUGUUUGUAACUGUACUGUGCACAUUGUGCUAGUCGAGUGUUCGCUAUACUUGCUUCGAUGGAGAAUGUAAUUUGAUGGCAAUUUGUCGGCAUCUCACUGCGCCGCUUGGUGCCAGCAAUUCCAUUCUUGUACGAUGUCCGCUGUUUUUCUGGCUAACUUCUCAUACGCGGGUAAACCGGUAGGACGCCGAGGCCGGUUCGAGAUUCCGAGUAGGGUGAGACUUCGGGUACGCUAGCGUCCCGACAAUCCGAACUCACACCACUCAUCUAGUCUCCGGCGAUGAAUUGACUACAUCGACGGAGAGUUUCCCGAUGAAUCUGUUAUGACCAGUCUCCUUUCAAUUCGAGUAUUCUUCCGUAUGUAGCAUUCCACAUCCUCAGAGUAAUGCAGAUGGGGAUUAUCCCGCCAAUGGUGCAUACCGCCUCCGACAGUAUCGUUAUGUACCCACUCGCGACAAGAUCAGUCAUUAGGCGAAACGUACUUGUCAACUUCAUCCGGUUCCCCCUUGAGUUCAGCGUAGCAGCCCGGAUUUUUUAUUGUGGCUGACCAGCACUACCUCCGUCUUGUGAUUAACCAGCUGCAACCGUGCAGCACUACGACGAUAGCCACUCAGCUAGCGCUGUUGGACACAUUCUUCACCUCGUUCUAUCACUGAAAUCCCUUUUCGGAUCCCAAACUGCCUCUGCGAUAGUCCGUACUCGUUUUCAGCGUAGUUCGCCAGGCUGUUGAGGAUUACCCUUUCCAGAAGUUUUCCAAGAGUAUCCAGCAAGCAUAUAGGCCAAUAUGCUGCUAGAUAUUCUAGUGGCUUCCCUGGUUUUGCCAGAUGCAUCAUCUUCUAGAUCUUCCAUCCAUCUGGUAGGUAGCCUUCGUCGAGGCAUUUCUAUAGUACUGUCCAGAACAUGUCCGGAAGCGCCAGUAACGCGAUCUUCAGUGCCGCUUUGGGGAUACCGUACGUACCAGUAGCUUUCUUCACAUUAAGUCCUUUUUCCACUAUAAGAAACCGGUUGUUGGAGACCAGAUCGUCGCCGACAUUGCCACUGUCUGCUUCCACGUACGAUGUAAGUGGCUAUGCGGUUGGGUCGUACUUCGGUAAGUGAUCCACGAUAGUCUUUGAUUUGUCAGUGCACCUUUCAGUUGGCAUCGUUGGACCAUUGAUCUUGGCCAACACUACACGGUAAGCGUUGUCCCAGGGUCGGGUGCCUUCUUCUCUGCACAGCUCCUUAUAGCCGGUGGACUUGCUCAACGCUAUGUUUCAAAUAGGCUCUGGCCGCUCGGAAUAUCACCUUACACGCACUACUAUCUGAACACGUCUUCUAUCCUUUAGGCAGGCAGCACGGAGGAUACUGAGCCUUUCGCUCCACCAAUACGCCGCACACCGGUAUUUCCUCAGCUCCAAUCACCUUUGCUUCAAAUUCCCUCGAUCGUGUUUCCGACAUGAAUUCCGGUAUAAAGUGUUGUCAGCUCUUGUCGAAUUCCUACUAUGUCGUACUAGUGAGCAAUUCAUGUUAUUCAUCAGCGACGAACUGCAGAAUGUUACGUCGAUGAUGGAUGCGGAAUGUGCUAGCGGAACUGCCUCUUUCGUUGGUCAGCCUGCUACCCCACACCAUGGUCCAAGCGUACGUCUGACUAAGCAAUCCAACAUCCGAUUGUACUGUUCUGGUGUCCACCUUGGGGAUCAUAACAGCUACAUACGAAUGCACCGUUGAUUUUGGCGAUCACAAAGCCUUUGUGUGUACCAUCGACGAUGUCUUGGAUAGGGGAACCCCCAUCACUUGGACUUCCUCCAUCCCUGACAAUGCACCAUACGGCUCUAUAAUAAUUGCAACAUCGCACUUUGUUUCCGUUAUCGACUACCACAAGAGUUGCUGUGCUAUGUCACAAUGAUUGAGAUUAAGCUAUGGAUCAAUGUAUGUAUAUUUGUGUUUUUAAAGUAAGGUUUAAAAAGCUUCAAAAGGCUGAUCUGUAGUGUUUUGACACUGUGUGCGAUUCACUGAAGUGCCCAACCACUAAAAACACUCAUUACUCUUCUUAUGUGCCCCACAAAACUACAUCAAAGUAUAACUUUGGGGGCUCGUUGUGCUUUCAAAGCACCUCUAUCAUUUGCACGAGCUUUCCACCAUUAACUCGGAGCCUCGCUUGAUCAAUCUAUUUAGCGCCCGACUUUCCUCUUACUUUCCGUCAUCCUCUCCAUCUAUUACGUCGUUUCAAUCCUCUUCGUACUUGAACCAUUUAGCCACCUAACUCGGAUAUUCUCCAGCAAUAAAUUAUCGCAAACCAUUUAGCUCCUGAUUCCAUUAGCUAUUUAUCUUCGAUUUCCGUGAGCUUUUUAGAUCCCAGCUUUGUUGCGAUCUAUUCUGAUAGUCCCCGGAGGUGAACUCAGCUUACGCCGACUGAGAGCUCCCCGACGGCGGAAUUUCUCGCGAUACCGAUACCCGCUCAAAUCGUUAAUAGAAAAUGAUAGUGUGCACGAUCACCUGAUCUUUGCUGACGUCCGUGUCCUGUCUAGUUCCGAACGCGGAGAUCCGCUGAUUCCAUGAUUCCGAUGAAAGCCGACGACACUUCCGAACGACCCCGGAAACCUUCCUUUAGAUUCCCCGAUCGGUUACUUCGUCAUACAUAUAUUGCAAUCAAGACCUGGAUCUACGGGGAUUGACGGCUCUGUUUACUCAACUCGACCUUGGGGAUAGUUUGAAAAAAUUUGUCCUGUCUCCCUUCAGAGAUCCACGUCUCGAGCUAGCAUUCUUUCUUCGUUCAGAGAUCCACGUUUCGAGCAUGUCAUUCCUUUCUUCGUUGGUAUUCUGAUCUUUGAAUCUUUGAAACUUGAUGGAGUCGUCACAAAUUGAAUAUUUUGGUAGAUUUUUCACAAAGAAUUUAUAAUUUUGGUAGAAUGAAUUCGUCAGAAUUUUCCCAAAAAUAUAUUGGGCAAAAAAUAUUGGAUUUUUUGUUAAAUUUUGAAUAAAGAAAAGAAUAUAUAUAAGAAAAAAAAAGCACGAACCAAAUUAAAAGGAUGGAAUUUUCCUUCGUCCAACUUUUCGUCUGGUUCAAUUUUAUGGAUUUUGAAAGAGGAUGAUUCACUAAAUCCAAAAGAUCCAAAUGUCUUCCAAAUCGGUUAAAAUUUCCAUAGCUAUGGACCUGGGUAUCCUGUGUAUCAGAAUAUAUUGGCCUAAACGGCACGUUCCCCGCAUGUAGUCGGGGAUUUAUGCUUAGAUCUAAUUUUUCUGGCAUACCCUAUUUAACAGGGCGACCAAAAUGCUUCUACCUGAAUUUGAGUUUUUUUUAAACAAACGGAAACAAAACAAGUUUACCAUAUUUAUUCCCUCCAAUUUUCUCAUAUUGCUGCCUCUGAUUGAUAGCCUGCUCUCGCUGACGGAAAUGCAGAUAGUUUCUGCUGCAUCCGACCGGCCGGGAACACAGCGGUCGAGUUCUCUCGAUGUUAGAAAUAGGUUCUUGACAAUUAGGGAAGUGAGCAUCCCUAGCAACGGAGCGAAUAAUUUUCGCGUCCACCGUAGACACCGUAGGGACCUACCUCAGAAUGAACCUUUGUCCGAACUGCGUCGUUCUCCUUGUCGAUUAACUCUGGAGGUUCGGCUGAUCCUUCAUAGUGAGAACGGUACUGGUGUCACUUGGGUCCUUUUUAUUUAACCGGGGAAGCGAGUGGUUCUUGGCGGUUAGCUUCCCGGUUCGGACUAUAUGCGAAUGCCCAAACCACAAACCGAUACCUUUUGACGGAUUUAACUUGCCAUCGCACGCGAGCACUAAACUUCUAUUACGAUGGCGGGGAACUGUCCUAAAAAGGAGAAAGAAAUUUCAAACGUAGUGGUCAGACACUUUGUGCCCAAACUUCGAUAACCGUUCCUACACAAUGUAAAUGUCACUCAUCGUUCCGCGAUUUCAGCACACCUAUCGAGAGUAAGGGAGAAUUGUGGUCCAUCUAAAGCUAUAUUAUUAAUUCACGAAUGUCAACCAAAAAUUACUACACCUAUCUAGAUCGACGGAACCGUCCACAAACGCAAACAAACAACAACAAAUUGUGAGCGGUGCAGAACAGCGGUGAGCAUUUUGUUGUGUAAACAAAUACACUCUAGGAACUGUAUACACAAAAAGAGAUAUAUUUCCACUCAGUGCUAAACUGUUACCCUGAUGAGCUACACCUGUCGGCCUGUUUUCUUUUUAUUGGACACACAACCGUUAAUCUGUAGGCUGUCGUCGAUUCUGAAGUAGCGAAAUGAGAAGCCUCCGAUCAGACAGGAUUUGGUCGAACCAACCGAAAACACACCAUUCCGUACGGAUUGGAAUAUUCGGAACUGUAAGUCGCUUGGCUUCCAGGAGUUAGACCGAAUUCUGCACGACGAGCUGCAAACUUGCAACUUCGCGGUCAUAGCAUUGCAGGAACUUUUCUUGACGGAACAGAAGGUGUGAAAAAGCAGGCAUCCAGCAGCCACAUUUUACUAGAGCGGCCGCGUAACUAUCGAACUGAGCUUUACAAUACUGGACAAAAUUCGCCCACGUUUGAUCAAGUAACAGCGAGAGAAUGUGUGUAGCGAGAAGCAAAUGUCCGUUUUUUCAACUACCGUAUUACAAACGUUCACAAAGCGAGACCCGGGAACGAGAAAGAUGCAGUAACUGUAGCGUGUCUACGACAGCUGCUUGCAACGGGAUGUAAAGCUCAUUUAGGCGCCAUGAUCGCCCAAAUAUGUUAACAAGCAAUAUACAAACCGGUGAUCGAACCGGACAAACUACAUUCUGUUACGAACGACAACGACCAACGAUGCAUGAACUUCACAGCCUUCCAAGAAAUACUAGUACGAAGCACAUUCUACCCCACAAUGGCUACCUAGAGAUUACCAUAUUCUAAUCAACAGUCUUCUUCGACACUACAAGCGUUCGCGCCUACCGCAGACCACUAACUGGUAACGAUCUGCACUCAAAACAGUCAAUGGCAAGGAAGCCGAGGCUCAACAUCUAACAGUUACGAUCGUGGAGGAAUACGUGCAGCAGCUGGAAACUGUACUACUAAUGCAAGAACUGGUCAGCGUGGCUACUGGUUGAAGCAACAUAUUGGUAGCCCUACUGAGUUGAAGAGAAAAAUACAGAAUACGCGAGGAUGCUGCAGUUUCGUACGAGGGUGAACGAGGAAUUAUACAGAAAAGCGCGUAUGAGAUAAAACUCCGACGAAAAAAGCAGAAACAGGUAGACCAUGAUAACGAGACGAUGAAGCGGCGAUAAUGAGACGUUCACAAAUCGUUCUUGCGAAGGCUAUUUGCCACAAGUCGAUGUGUGUAGAGAUACCAGGAAUGGGAACCUUUUAACGAACGAGUUUGAUGUGAUCGAUAGGUGGAAGCAGUGUGCUGCGGGAACCAAGGGGAUGACAAGGAUAUGGCGAUGUACAGGCUUCAACAGUCGUCACCAUAUGGUGGGCCUAGCUUUGCCCGUUCACAUUGGGCUGCUUUGAUUUUUACAAAGGCAGAUGUUGAUUCUUUUUGGUAAUUCCGAAAAGCAACAGUAUGCAAACAGUGUUUGUAAUUAUAUCCGUUUCGAUAUUUCGUUAACCGUCCACGGAUCUUCUUGAUUCGCUAGUUGGUCACUUUUCAACUGGACCAAUUUUUGUAGAUUGACCGUUUUUCAGCUUAAAGUAACGUCGCAUCAAAAUCUAAUUUCAUAUUGACUUUGAUAUUCAAAAAAAAAACAAAGAAAGACUUUUCUACGGCUUAUGUACGGCCACGUCACAUGACACAAACACUACAUCAAAACUUGGUGAAAGAUAAUAAACAACGACUGUUAAGGCAAAUUUUAUCAACCAAGAAAAUGUGUUCCUGAGAAGACAAGAACUCAAUUAGAGAUUUAUUCGUUAGUUAUUCUUCCGAUCGGCGUUAAAAUGCGAAAUCUCAGCGCGCGUACUUUAAACGUCAAUCAACUCAAUAGUAACAUCUAAGGUACCAACUGUUAGAGGGCUACUUUUGGUCAAUCAGGUUACUUUACAACUUACGAGUAGAUUAUGUCUUACUUUUGUUUUCCAACCGCAUGAUACGAUAUCGUGCAAAUACAUGCCAAUCUCCUACCAAGUACUGCGAACAUAACAUUGCACAUUGUUCCGAUGAUAUUUAAACAUGUUGAAACAACCCAGUUAUUAAAAUAACAAAUGUGUUCCACAAUUUAAAAGUUAGAAACUAAAGUUAUCUGCCAAGUGACCUAAAUCAAGACAAAAUCAUAAAACAUUUGUUCGACCUAACCUCAAUCAGUUAGUGUGCCUUAUUGGAGAAAAUGAUUAAUUGAUAGAAAAUUAUAGCAAUGUUACGACUUCUUUCUGCAUACCGCACCCUUUUUCAAUUCAGAUCAGACAUUGGAAAGGACAUUGGCGUUUAUUUGCAAAUCAAAUUAAAAUUUAUUAAAAACUAAUGAAAAUGAUUCGCAGAGCUUUUCGCAAAAUUAUUACGAGAAAAAAAAACAAAAAAGUGAACAAAUGAAUAUGACAAAUUUGUUUGAAACCUAGUUUAAGUACACUUAUUGCCUUUUCAUAUGGAUAACAAGAAAAUUAUGAAAGAUAAUAAGAUUGAAUCAUGAACUAUUUUAAUGUGAGAUGGUAAAGUUUAACGUCACUAAUGAAGAAAAUUGCGAAUUACAAAAGUAUUUUGAAUACAGACUGUAAAGUACGUAUUCCGAAAAAAAACCGUAUUUUUGUUAGCCCUCACGAUUCUUAUAUUCUAUACUUUAUUGAAACGUGGUGAGAUCUAUGUAUGUUUUGUGCUAGAUUAUUUAGGGGCAUUUGCCUCUACUGGUAGAUUACAAAGACUCUGAUAUUUAUGCUAAAGACGCUGAUGCACAUAAGAAAGUAUGUUUAAGAGCUAUAUAUUUUUAAAACGUACACGUGUUAGUUGAGUUAGUGCUAUUUUCUAUAUUAUGUCUAAUAGUAAUAAACCAAAAAUCUAGCUGAUUGGUACGAAGGGUAAAUUUUGUGUAGUUUCAGAACAUAUUGCUUGCAGUCGUACAUACUCGAUUGUUAUGAAAAGCGGAUUGUGGCAUUUCAUAACAAAGCAUGUAAAAAAAACAUUGAAGCGCUAAUACCAACCUACCAAUAAAAACAGACGGUUCAUCCAUUUUCUAGUUCAAAAUGUAGCGUUACACUUUUUAGAUAUCUGGAAUGAAUGGCAAACAAACAAAACAAAACAAAAACAUCGUAUAGGUAAUGAGACUAAAUAAUUGAACAAACAUUGUUACGAACAUACAAAAUGACAAAACAAUACACGAACAAUCGAGUGGUGAAGGUCGAAAAGUGAAACAAGAGUAGAAAACAAAUCGAGUUCGUAGGAAAGCGAUUGUAUAAAUUAUCUUGUAAGUCUAACUCAGUAUAGCACUAGAGAUUCGAUGUAGAUAAAACAAAACACAAACAUCAACUCUAUACACAUUCAAAAUUGUGCGGAAACAUACCUUACCCGAGACUAUGUGAAUCAAAUGAAGCGAUAAUAAACUAUUCAUAAAACUAA